Pieris rapae (cabbage white) is the source of this 2834-nucleotide messenger RNA. RefSeq names its product photoreceptor-specific nuclear receptor-like. Gene Ontology annotation, molecular function: zinc ion binding; RNA polymerase II cis-regulatory region sequence-specific DNA binding; nuclear receptor activity. The record is from RefSeq and is a predicted model, not a curated record. The transcript is spliced from 11 exons. Lineage: Eukaryota; Metazoa; Arthropoda; Insecta; Lepidoptera; Pieridae. Bases 189 to 1535 code for a protein of 448 amino acids. Gene Ontology annotation, biological process: anatomical structure development; cell differentiation; positive regulation of transcription by RNA polymerase II.
GCGGUGCGCGCGCGAAUCGCUGUCACAGCGAAACGUCAACCCGCGUAGAAAAUAAUUGUCAAUGACCAGUUGAAUAUACUCACGAGUAAUUCCUCAAUUCUAAAGAGACAUAUUAUUUAAUUAAUAUUAGUACGUAAAUAAAUGUGGUUGCUAUAAUUAUAAUAAUCCGAAUUGGGUGAAUAAUAAAAAUGGAAGUGGCACAAGCACCGCUGCAACUUACGCAAACAGAACAUCCGGACACUAGAAUAGCUGGCGAAGAAAGUACAUCACCACUUCGCUGGUCACCACCAACAUCCGCUGCAUUGGUAGCGGCCGCUUUAGCACCGCCAGCGCUUAGGCCAUGGCUGCCUGAUCCACCUACAAAGAAGACCAAUCACUUGGGUUUAGUGUGUGUUGUAUGCGGCGAUACAAGCUCUGGAAAGCACUACGGCAUCCUCGCAUGCAACGGAUGCAGCGGCUUCUUCAAGAGGUCCGUCAGACGGAAACUCAUUUACAGAUGCCAAGCGGGAACCGGUCGCUGUGUAGUUGACAAAGCUCAUAGAAACCAGUGCCAAGCUUGCAGACUGAAGAAGUGUCUCGCAAUGGGAAUGAACAAAGAUGCUGUUCAAAACGAGCGUCAACCACGCAACACAGCCACCAUCAGACCUGAAACCUUGAGAGACAUGGACCAGGAGAGAGCUCUGCGUGAAGCCGCCGUCGCUGUUGGUGUAUUUGGCCCUCCAGUAUCGCUGGCAAUGGCACUAUCGCCAGUGCGGUACCCACUUCUAUCUCCCCAUUACCCAGCCUUGCCCCCACCGCCACCUAUUCAGCCAGACUCCGUUCAUGACACUCAUGAUGAAGGAAACGCUCACACUGAUAGUGAUGAUGACAGCAUUGAUGUGACAAAUGAAGAGGAUUCUACGUCAUACUCUCCCCCAGCUAUAAGCUACCCACAAAAUUGCAUGGCUUAUGGCGCCCUGGGUGUAGAGAGCGCUGCGGAGACGGCAGCUCGUCUCCUCUUCAUGGCUGUUAAGUGGGCGAAGAACUUGCCGUCAUUCGCCAGUCUCUCAUUCAGAGAUCAGGUUAUCUUAUUAGAAGAAGCAUGGUCCGAGUUAUUUCUUCUAAACGCUAUACAAUGGUGUCUACCAUUGGACGCGGCCGCUGCGGCCUUAUUUGGAACCGAACAGACUGAUCAAGACAGCGGUAUUAGUUCUUCAACCCGUCGUCGCUUGAGGGAAGUGCUUUGUCGGUACCGCGCUGUUCUCCUGGAUCCAGCUGAAUUCGCUUGUAUGAAGGCUAUUGUGCUUUUCAAAUGCGAAACACGAGGUCUCAAAGACCCUUUACAAAUCGAGAACCUUCAAGACCAGGCCCAAGUGAUGCUAAUGUCUCACACGCGAAAUGCUCAUGGGGCUGCCCCUGCCCGUUUCGGUAGACUCCUCUUACUCCUGCCCCUUCUGAGAUCUGUCACUCCUAUGCAGUUGGAAAGAGAGUUCUUCUCUAAGACUAUCGGCCAGACGCCAAUGGAGAAGGUUUUGGCUGAUAUGUAUAAGAAUUAAGCUUUUAAGGCAGGGUUACUCUGUAAAUGUACAGCGAUAUUACUCUUAUUAGAUAUUCAUGCUAUGAUCGCUGUAUUGUGUUUUAAUCUGUGGUAGACAAAAAACUAAAUUUUCUUUUUUAUUUUAACCAGGAUUAAUUUAUUAUGUGAUUAUUUAAUAUUUUAAUAUGAGAGCGGAGAAAAUUGUAUAAGAAUUUCGUACGCACUUGCUUAGACAUGUACACUCUAGUCAUUUUAUGAAUAUGUAAAUAUUAAAUAUUAGAUUCAAAACGAAUUAAUGGCCUCGUAAGGUAAUAUUUGUAAAUAUGUAGUAUGUAGCACUCAAUGUGGCGUGAGCACAAAAACUAUCAAAUUCUCCCAAAAUAUUCGGUCAGUCUUAAUUCAUAUUAAGACUCCGUGUUCCAUUAUCUAUAAUUCUAAGGUUAAGAUUCAGAGUCGAGACUUAACUGUCACUACGGUAUGUCAAAACGUAUUUUGACAGAUAUCAUAAACUAAAAAAUAAAUAACUCAAAUAGAGUGUAAUCCAGACUAUGGUGCUGAUCUGUCAAAAAACAAUAAAUUUUUGACGUAACGGAGACAGACAUUACUCGUUUCUGAAUGUUCCUACAGUUCGCGCUAUGUCUCACUUCUGAUGGUGUCCUUUCUACUAGGAUUGAGUGAAUAUCCGAAAUGAUCGGAAUGUUGUGUGAUACCUGUUAGUUAGAAAAAAAAUUGAAUUUUAAUUUGUCACGUUUGAGAAUCAAAGAGAAAAUCGUAUUACGAAGGUUCUGGUAAAUUUUUGUGCUCACUGAUACGAACAAACUUACAUUACCUACUAAAUAGAAUGAUAGUUGUAAUAUGCUUUUAUUAUAGCGCCACCUGUCAAACAAUUUGUAGUUGAAGUACUAUGAGUUAUAACUAGAAGGCGCUUAUUGCAAAUUUAAAUGGUAAAGAUUGUCAAAGUUUUCUCUAUUCAUAUAAGCCAAUAAAUUUUACAAUAUGCCCACAGAUCGAGUAAAGGUUUAUGCCUUUGAAUUUUCAUGUUUCAUGAGUCAGUUGUAAAUAUUAAAGAAUAAAUUAAAUUUACGUAUUUGUAAAUAAACUUGCAUUUGUACUUGGUAACUUGUUCCUUCGUAUAUAUUAUUAUAAAUGUUGUAAAAAGCCUAAAUAAUAAAUGUUAGCUUAAUUUGUGUAUUAAGUAUAAAUACUAGUGAAUGUGCUUAUAAUAUAUCGAUUGUUUUCUUUCAUUAUAACAUUAUCAUAGCCGUGUGUUUACUGCCAUUAACCAAAAUGUUCAUGAUUAAAUGUAAUUUGAUGUUCA